AUGGCUCGCAGCGGACUGGAUGGGAUGUUCUUGGGGAAGACGGUCGGGGACCUGCAGCAGAUCCACUCGCAAUUGCUGCUGAUGAUCGCUCGGAAGCACGGUAUGGGGAAGGCCAUGAGCAUUGUGGGCACGAGCUUGCAAUGGCUUUCCACGGUAUGUGACGACUGCGCCGAGGUCCACGUGCACCCGGUGGACUCGAGCAAGCGCCGGGUGCAUCCACGUGAGCGGUGGCACAGUGCCUUCCAUAAGGUCUCGGAGCUCGCGGACCCCUGGCAGUCCAAGCUGUCCGUCUUCCCACUGGAGCGCGCGGUGCGCCGGCGCUGGGCCGCCUAUGGCUGGGCCUGCUCUGAGGUGCUGGUGCGCCUCGAGAGGGAGCCCUUCGCCCAGGGCGCCAUGCGGAUCUGCCAUCGCAUGCGGGCGCUGCCGGGCUUCAACUGGGUGGCCAAAAGGUACAGCAGCGACCCGGAUGUGUCGGCCUUGGAGAGCGACGUCAUCAUGCAGAUGGCGGCAAAAGGCUAUGCGGAGCGCUUCAAUGCUUGCAACCCCCCGAAGAAGGUGGACUUUAUCGAGGCUUCGGUGCUGCAAAUCUCCGAGCGGCCGCCGGGGAUGCGGGACUUUGCGGUGGAGGCCUUCCUGGAGGGGAGCUUCACGAAACACUCCAGCAACUCGGGCUUCGUGGCGGACGAGGUGGUGCGCAACACGCCCCACGCCUUCUCCCACUUCACUUUCGAGGCCUCUGGUGCUGAGCAAAUCGUUGUGGACAUCCAAGGUGUGGACGACUUGUACACCGACCCGCAGAUCCAUACGGCGAGCGGCGGUUCCCGUUUCGGGCGCGGGAACAUGGGCCUGCGAGGGAUCGCCCUUUUCUUCGCCAGCCACCGCUGCAACAGCGUGUGCCACCAACUUGGCCUCACUCCUUUCGCUCAUUCGCCCAUGCCGGGUGACGGAGCUGCCACGGAGUACAGGCAAGACGAGGAACAAGAGCCCGACGACGCUUCCAUCACGCUGAGCGUGCAGCCAGUGUCUUUGGUGCCGGCGAAGCAUGUGGGUAACGCCGCGGCCCAGAUGUACGCGAAGGUGCACUUCGCGCUGGCCAUGCUCCAUGCGCGGCACGUCCAAGCUGGCGCCGAGUUCAUCGGGCACAACGUGCUGACGUCGCCGGCCCAGGGCCUUUUCCACCUGCAGGUGGCUGCGCAGUUGGGCAGCGUGCAAGGCGCGCUGGCGUUGGCGUGUCUGCACCGCGACUUGCGGCCGCGGAAGGGCGUGCUGAAGGCUUUGGGGGGCGCCUUGCAGCGCCCGCUGCGGGAUGAAGCGCAGUCCCUGAAGUACACCCUGCAGGCGGCGGAGAGCGGCGUGGCGCGGGCCAUGUGCGCAGCGGGCUACGCGCUGGAGAUGGGCCUCGGGUGCCAAAGCUCUAAGGCCUGUGCUGCUGGUUGGUACCGGGCCGCCCUGGCGGCCAGGAAUGCCCAAGCCGAUGAGGAGAACGAGGAGGAGAGGGAGGCCGAGCGUCUGCCGGGGGGCCACUUUGCGGAGCACGAGAUCCUCUCAGCUCUGGCGAGGCUCUACGAAGCCGGGGGCGACGGCUUGGCCCCGAACCCCAGGCUGGCGUGGCAGUUUGAGAUGCUCGCCAAGAGCAGUGCGCGGCGUGAGGACGAGGAAGUGAGUGAGUCCUCAGAAGAGCCGCCACUGAAAAGGGCCGCAAGUGUGAUGCGCAGGCCGGACUAUGCAGAGACCAAAUCCGCCUAUGAGAAGGUCUUCGACCGGCUGGCGGCUAUGAGGCGUCGGGGCGCCGCGCCAGCCUGGGAUAGUCGCUACGUUUGGUGCUGUGCGAGUAUCUUCACCCUGGCGUGUUUGUGUGCCGGCAUUGCUGGCGAGAAGUACGCAGGACAGGCACAGUAUGAGGUGACUCGAACAACUGGAGAAGCGAUCGAUCCCAUCGAUCUGCCUGAAGCGAAGGGCACCACAUCCACCGGGAGCUUCACCACCACGAUGCCCAGGCUUCGGCAGUACGAUCUGCGACCAAGGUCCAGCAACCACGAGGUGGACCUGGUGGUGGCCGCCUUUAGCGAGAACCUCAGCUGGGUGGAGCCCCUGAUGUCGCGAGUGGUCCCCGGCUUCGAGCUGCGUCUCUACUGCAAAGGGCCCAAGCUGCAGGAUCCGCGGUGCCUGCGCAUUGAUAACUUCGGCGGGGAGGAGUACGCCUACUUGACGCACAUUGUCCACUUCUACGACCAGCUUGCACCAAUCACGAUCUUCACAUUGGGCAGCAUUUACACCAGCGACUGGAGAUGGCUCAAGUGUCGGAAGUUGAACUUUGUGCUUAGCCAACUGGACACCCCCGAGAGGCGGAAGCAGUUCUCAGGUUUUGCGACCAUGGCACACCAGGCGCCGGAUUCCUUCAUGGAGUUUGAAGGCUACUUCCAGCUGACGUCGUAUCGGAACCAUGCGGGUGGCCAGAACAUCGCGUCCUGCAGGGCCAGUAUCCAUCCACUGGACAAGUGGUUCAAGGAGUUUGUGGACGUGCCCCUGGAGAAAGCCAGGCUCACCGGGGUGCUCUACAACCCCAUCUUCGCGGUAUCCAGGGAGCGGAUUCGUCAGUAUCCCAAGUCCAUGUACGAGAAGCUGCUGAUGGAAAUCCUCCGAUGCACUGACAAGAAGACCGAGGGGGUGGCAGAAGCUGGCCACUUCUUGGAGAGAGCGUGGAAGCCGAUGUUCGCAGACUUCGACAAGGAGGCCUUCAAGUGCUCAGGCCACUUCGGGCAGCAGAAGGGGGACCCCAUCUGCUGCGACCAGGGCGGGACCAUCGAACUGCCCUGGACCAUUUGCCGCAAGCAGCGGCCCACCUGCUCGGGCCACGUGCAGGGCUCCGGCUGGGGCACCUGCAUGCCCGCAGAUCUGGGCCCGCGUGAGGACCGCUGCCCCUUGGUCUGA
This is a messenger RNA of Effrenium voratum, 2931 nucleotides long. NCBI's taxonomy places the organism in Eukaryota, Dinophyceae, Suessiales, Symbiodiniaceae. The record is from the annotation of a GenBank genome assembly.